AUGAUUGCCGGACACGACCUGACAGCACUAACAAACACAUUAGUCAUAUUCAUACUGGCUCAUCACGAAGACGUGCAAAACAAAGUGUUUAAUGAAAUAAAUUCGAUAUUUUCGUCUGGCGAUUCUAACCGACCACCUACGUACGAGGAUAUACAAAAAAUGGACUACUUAGAACGCGUGAUCAAAGAGACCAUGCGGCUUUAUCCUUCUGCGCCCAUUGUGGCCAGAACAGUAGAAAACGGAAUGACCAUUGGAAAAUAUCAAAUCCCAGCAGACACAAUUAUUGCCAUUCCUAUUCAAUGUUUGCAUUUAAAUGCCAAAUACUAUAAGGAUCCGGAACAAUUUAAUCCUGACAACUUCUUGCCCGAGGUGUGUCGCAGUCGUCAUCCUUUUGCGUACAUUCCCUUUAGCGGUGGCUCGAGGAACUGUGUUGGAAUGAAAUACGCAAUGCUUCAAAUGAAAAUCACUGUAUCUACUCUUGUGAGGUCCUAUCGUUUUUCACCGUCGGCAAAAUGCCCUACGCAGAAGGAUCUUAAACUUUCGUGUAACAUAAUAUUUAAGUUUGCCGAUGGAUGUCACGUUAAAAUUGAAUCACGAACGUUAUGUGUAAUUUAA
This is a messenger RNA of Adelges cooleyi (spruce gall adelgid), 615 nucleotides long. RefSeq names its product cytochrome P450 4g15-like. The record is from RefSeq and is a predicted model, not a curated record. The coding region runs from base 1 to 615 and encodes 204 amino acids. NCBI's taxonomy places the organism in Eukaryota, Metazoa, Arthropoda, Insecta, Hemiptera, Adelgidae. The transcript has 4 exons. Gene Ontology annotation, molecular function: oxidoreductase activity, acting on paired donors, with incorporation or reduction of molecular oxygen; iron ion binding; heme binding.